AUGGCACAGACAGCAGAAGCAAAGACUAUAGAAGAAGCCACUGUUACCAUUGUAUCACCACAAGGACGGCCAGAUGAGAAGACGCGGCGGUACGACCGUCAACUACGACUAUGGGCUUCUUCUGGUCAAGCCGCACUGGAGUCAGCGCGUAUUCUCGUGAUCUCUGGAGGAGCAACCUCGACUUCCACUCUGAAGAACCUGGUGCUACCCGGAAUUGGCGAGUUCACGAUCCUCGACCACCUCCCCGUGACCUACGCGGAUGCUGGGAACAAUUUCUUCCUGCACGUCAAUGGGAUUGGCAAGAGUAGAGCGGAAGAGGCGGUGAGCCAUCUCGCAGAGCUGAAUGAUAGCGUGAAGGGCAAGGCCGAUACUAGGGACGUUAACGCCGUCCUCGAAAACGAGCCAGAAUUCUUCCUGUCUUUCACUCUUAUUAUUGCUGUUAACCUCAGUCCCGAAAUAGAAGAUCGACUUGCUCAAGCGCUGCGUAGUGGCGCCUCAACACCAAGGGACACUGUGCCACUGAUGAUCGUCCGAACCGCUGGAUUCUACGCGAUGAUCGGAACCCAGAUCGGGGAGCACACAGUUGUUGAUGCUCACUCGGAGACACCGCCCAGCUUACGACUGGACAACGCCUUCCCUGCACUGCUCGAAUACGCUCGCGCCAUCGACUUAGACUCAUUAGACAGCACCGACUUUGGCCAUGUUCCAUGGGUUGUGCUGCUAGUAAAGGCGUUAGAGAACUGGAAGCAAAAGCACGACGGCCAACUGCCCAAAAGCUAUGCUGAGAAGCAGGAGCUGAAGAAGAGCCUGGAGAAGAUGCGGAGGCGAGGUGAUGAGGAGAACUUUGACGAAGCUGUUGCACAGGCGUAUAGGAUGUGGACGCCCACCGUGGUGCCUAGCGAGACUCGCGCUCUGUUAUCCGACCCGUCUGUGACUACCAUUACCUCCUCUUCGCCCUCGAUCUUCUACUUCCUUCUCGCGCUUUCUCAUUUCGUCCAACAACAUUCCUACCUCCCUCUUGUCCCCACCCUACCCGACAUGCACACGACGACCGACACGUACGUGGAGCUCCAAAACCUCUUCCGCGCACAAGCAGACCGUGAGAUGCUCGUAUUCGAAGACUGUCUGAAACGGGCCGUAGAGGAAGUGCACGAGACCUGGGAAGAGAGGGAGAGUCUAGGACUGGGCAGGGCGGAGGUAAAGGAGUUCAUCAGGAAUGCAGCUGGCGUACGGGUGUUCAAGGGCAAGAAAUGGGGUUCCGUCGAGCCUUCUGAGAUUGAGGCAUCUGACCAGAAGCCAGUGACUGCUCUCCAGAACGAGCUCGAAUCAGGCAUGCUCCCCGCCCCGGCAGCGGUAUACCUCGCCUUCCUCUGCUCGGCAGACUUCUACAGCGCGCAUGCCCGCCAGCCCCAGCCUACAGAAGCAGACAACCAACUUCUGACAACCUAUGCUACCCAGCGCCUAGCGAACGGAGGGUGGAACGGCGAGCUCCCGGAGACGGUCACCACUGCCUUGGGCGAGAUCGCUAGAGCACAAGGCUCGGAUAUCCCGACGACCGCUGCGCUCACAGGAGGGCUCGUUGCACAGGAAGCGAUCAAGUUCCUCACGCGGCAGUAUGUGCCUAUCGAGGGCACGUGCAUCGUUGACCUGAUCAGGAGCACGACGGGGACGCUGCCGUUCUAG
Dacryopinax primogenitus is the source of this 1683-nucleotide messenger RNA. RefSeq lists its product as uncharacterized. Gene Ontology annotation, molecular function: NEDD8 activating enzyme activity. The record is from RefSeq and is a predicted model, not a curated record. Gene Ontology annotation, cellular component: cytoplasm. The transcript has 9 exons. Gene Ontology annotation, biological process: protein neddylation. Bases 1 to 1683 code for a protein of 560 amino acids. Lineage: Eukaryota; Fungi; Basidiomycota; Dacrymycetes; Dacrymycetales; Dacrymycetaceae.